This is a messenger RNA of Oncorhynchus tshawytscha (Chinook salmon), 4237 nucleotides long. Its product is annotated as cytoplasmic FMR1-interacting protein 1 homolog. The record is from RefSeq and is a predicted model, not a curated record. NCBI's taxonomy places the organism in Eukaryota, Metazoa, Chordata, Actinopteri, Salmoniformes, Salmonidae. Gene Ontology annotation, biological process: cell morphogenesis; regulation of translation; regulation of actin filament polymerization. The coding region runs from base 26 to 3787 and encodes 1253 amino acids. Gene Ontology annotation, cellular component: SCAR complex; synapse; neuron projection. The transcript is spliced from 30 exons. Gene Ontology annotation, molecular function: small GTPase binding; RNA 7-methylguanosine cap binding.
UAUAUCUGUGUGUUGUUGCUGCAGCAUGGCAUCCACGGUGACCCUGGAGGAUGCUCUGUCCAAUGUGGACCUUCUGGAGGAGCUGCCUCUCCCAGACCAGCAGCCCUGCAUCGAGCCCCUGCCCUGCUCCCUCAUGUACCAGCCCAACUUCAACACCAACUUCGAAGACCGUAAUGCCUUUGUGACGGGGAUCGCCAGAUAUAUCGAGCAGGCCACCGUCCACUCUAGCAUGAAUGAGAUGCUGGAGGAGGGCCAGGAGUAUGCUGUGAUGCUGUACACGUGGAGGAGCUGCUCUCGAGCUAUCCCACAGGUGAAGUGUAAUGAGCAGCCUAACAGAGUGGAGAUCUAUGAGAAGACAGUGGAGGUGCUGGAGCCUGAGGUCACCAAGCUCAUGAACUUUAUGUACUUCCAGCGAUUGGCUAUAGACCGGUUCUGUGGGGAGGUGCGUCGUCUCUGCCACGCUGAGAGGAGGAAGGACUUUGUCUCCGAGGCCUACCUCCUGACCUUGGGGAAGUUCAUCAACAUGUUUGCUGUGCUCGACGAACUCAAGAACAUGAAGUGUAGCGUCAAGAACGACCACUCUGCAUACAAACGAGCUGCCCAGUUCCUCAGGAAAAUGUCAGAACCCUCAUCCAUCCAGGAAUCUCAGAACCUCUCCAUGUUUCUGGCCAACCACAACAAGAUCACUCAGUCUCUGCAACAGCAGUUGGAGGUGAUUAACGGCCACGAUGAGCUGCUGGCUGACAUAGUCAACCUGUGUGUUGAUUACUAUGAGAACAGGAUGUACCUGACCCCCAACGAGAAACACAUGCUGCUCAAGGUGAUGGGGUUUGGUCUGUACCUGAUGGAUGGCAGUAACAGCAACAUCUACAAAAUGGACGCCAAGAAGAGGAUCAACCUGAUCAAGAUUGACAAGUUCUUCAAGCAACUGCAGGUGGUGCCUCUGUUUGGUGACAUGCAGAUUGAGCUGUCCAGGUACAUCAAGACCAGCGCACACUUUGAAGAGAACAAGAACCGGUGGUCAUGUACCUCAACAGGCAGCAGUCCUCAGUAUAAUAUCUGUGAGCAGAUGGUUCAGAUCAGGGAAGACCACAUGAGGUUCAUCUCUGAGCUGGCUCGCUACAGUAACAGUGAGGUGGUGACGGGGUCCGGUCGUCAGGAGGCCCACAAGACAGACCAUGAGUACAGGAAGCUGUUUGACUUGGCUCUGCAGGGGAUGCAGCUACUGUCCCAGUGGAGCGCACACGUCAUGGAAGUGUACUCGUGGAAGCUGGUUCAUCCAACGGAUAAGUACUCGAACAAGGAGUGUCCUGACAACGCGGAGGAGUAUGAACGAGCUACACGAUACAACUACACCAUUGAGGAGAAGUUUGCCCUUGUCGAGGUGAUGGCCAUGAUAAAGGGUUUACAGGUUCUGAUGGGUCGUAUGGAGUCGGUGUUUAACCACGCUAUCCGCCACACCAUCUACUCGGCCCUGCAGGACUUCGCCCAGCUCACCCUGAGAGACCCGCUACGGCAGGCCAUCAAGAAGAAGAAGAGCGUGGUGCAGAGUGUCCUGCAGGCCAUCAGGAAGACCAUCUGUGAUUGGGAGACAGGGCGUGAGCCCCACAAUGACCCUGCCCUGCGAGGAGAGAAAGACCCCAAGGGAGGCUUUGACAUCAAGGUCCCCCGCCGUGCCGUCGGCCCCUCCAGCACACAGCUGUACAUGGUUCGUACCAUGCUGGAGUCUCUGAUAGCUGAUAAGAGUGGUUCUAAGAAGACCCUCCGCAGCUGUCUGGAGGGACCCACCAUCAUGGACAUGGAGAAGUUCCACAGAGAGUCCUUCUUCUAUACUCACCUGCUCAACUUCAGCGAGACCCUACAGCAGUGCUGUGACCUGUCUCAGCUGUGGUUCAGAGAGUUCUUCCUGGAGCUGACCAUGGGACGCAGGAUCCAGUUCCCUAUCGAGAUGUCCAUGCCCUGGAUCCUCACAGACCACAUACUGGAGACCAAGGAGGCCUCUAUGAUGGAGUAUGUGCUGUAUCCUCUGGACCUCUAUAAUGACAGUGCCCACUACGCCCUGACCAAGUUCAAGAAGCAGUUCCUCUAUGAUGAGAUAGAAGCAGAGGUCAACCUGUGUUUUGAUCAGUUUGUCUACAAGCUGGCUGAUCAGAUAUUUGCCUACUACAAGAUUCUAGCUGGAAGUCUGUUGCUGGACAAGCGUCUGAGAGCGGACUGUAAAAACCAGGGAGCCAACAUCCCCUGGCCUGCGUCCAACCGCUACGAGACCCUGCUGAAACAACGCCAUGUACAGCUGCUGGGUCGUUCCAUAGACCUGAACCGUCUGAUCACCCAGAGAGUGUCUGCUGCUCUCUACAAGUCUCUGGAGCUGGCCAUCAACCGCUUUGAGAGCGAGGACCUCACAUCCAUCGUGGAACUAGAAGGUCUGAUGAACAUCAACCGUAUGACCCACAAGCUGCUGUCUAAGUUCCUGACGCUGGACAGUAUGGACGCCAUGUUCCGGGAGGCCAAUCACAAUGUCUCCGCCCCCUACGGACGCAUCACACUCCAUGUCUUCUGGGAACUCAACUACGAUUUCCUCCCCAACUACUGCUACAACGGAUCUACUAACAGGUUUGUCCGCACGGUCCUGCCCUUCUCUCAGGAGUUCCAGAGGGACAAGCCGCCCAACGCCCAGCCCCAGUACCUGUACGGGUCAAAGGCUCUGAACCUGGCGUACAGCAGUAUCUUUGGUUUCUACAGGCACUUUGUUGGUCCUCCUCACAUCAAGGCCAUGUGUCGUCUGCUGGGGUACCAGGGCAUCGCUGUGGUCAUGGAGGAGCUGCUGAAAGUGGUCAAGAGCCUGCUCCAGGGCACAAUCAUGCAGUAUGUGAAGACCCUGAUGGAGGUGAUGCCUAAGAUCUGCCGUCUCCCACGCCACGAGUACGGCUCGCCGGGUAUCCUGGAGUUUUUCCACCACCAGCUGAAGGACAUAGUAGAGUACGCCGAACUGAAGACCGUCUGCUUCCAGAACCUCAGGGAGGUGGGAAAUGCACUGCUCUUCUGUCUGCUCAGCGAACAGAGCCUGUCUCAGGAGGAGGUGUGUGACCUGCUACAUGCCGCACCAUUCCAGAACAUUCUUCCCAGGGUCCAUGUCAAGGAGGGUGAGCGUCUUGAUGCCAAGAUGAAACGCCUGGAGACUAAAUACACAGCCCUGCACCUGGUUCCUCUGAUAGAACACCUGGGAACCCCACAGCAAAUAGCCAUUACCCGUGAAGGUGACCUGCUGACCAAAGAGCGUCUGUGCUGUGGCCUGUCCAUGUUCGAGGUCAUCCUCACACGUGUCCGCGGUUUCCUGGACGAUCCCAUCUGGCGCGGCCCUUUGCCCAGCAAUGGCGUGAUGCACGUGGACGAGUGUGUGGAGUUUCACCGGCUGUGGAGCGCCAUGCAGUUUGUUUACUGCAUCCCUGUAGGAGCACACGAGUUCACCGUGGAGCAGUGUUUCGGGGACGGUCUCCACUGGGCUGGGUGUAUGAUCAUCUCCCUACUCGGUCAACAGAGACGCUUUGACAUCCUGGACUUCAGCUAUCACCUGCUGAAGGUGCAGAAACACGAUGGAAAGGAUGAGAUCAUCAAGAGUGUGCCUCUUAAAAAGAUGGUGGACAGAAUCCACAAGUUCCAGGUUCUCAACGAUGAGAUCUACGCCAUUCUGAACAAGUACCUGAAGUCAGGCGACGGGGAAAAUAUGCCUGUGGAGCAUGUCCGGUGUUUCCAGCCUCCUAUCCACCAAUCCCUGGCCAGCAACUGAGAUUGACCAUCCAAUAGCAUGAAUCAGCAAUACAUUUCCUAUAGCACCAUCCACUUAUGUUUAACUAAGCACAAAGGAUGCAUCUCAAACGUUUUAUAUAAGUGCACUACCUAGGGAAUAGGGUGCCUUUUUGGAGGCACUUAUCAAAUAUUCUUCCACCUUUUAAACUAGAUGAUAGGAACACUGUGGACCAUUUUCAGCAAGUUGAAAUCAUGAACAGAAAUAAACGAGGUCUAAAUCAUGUUUGAUCUGUAAGUAUAUAUAUUUUUCAGAACUGUUUAAAGCAGCAGUGGCCCAACUUUCCUUACAUAAUGUUUGUCAGGAUGAUUUUUGUGCCUUAAGUAAUCAAUCGCAAAACUGUGUUUCAUAUAUCUGGAACACUGUAGACCAGGGAAUGAUUUAUUUAAGGGGUUUGGGGGUGGUGGGAUAUCAUUGUAGCCUGUACUCAAU